CGUGUACAGAUUCAGCGGCAGCCGGGCGGUAUCCGGGCGACGACGAUGGCGGAGCGGGCGACGGGGCUCGGACUCGUCAACCGCCGAGGCGUCGCCGCGAAGGAGAAGUUCGGAACCAUAGUGGAGGAUGCGCCCAACAUUAAUAUCUCGGGCAGCGGCGCCGGGUCCACGCCCACGUCCUCCGGCGACGGAAGCGUCGCUAACGGCGAGCCCGGGACGUUCGGCUACAAGAUCCAGGAGUUCGACAGCGCGUCGUCCCUCGGGUCCCUCGCCGACAGGGUCGCGGAGUUCGUCACGCCGGAGAGGACGCCGGAGAAGACCCCACAUCGCGCCGUGGGCUUGCUGUUCUGGGCGUGCACCGCGGAGCUGUGGCGGCGCCUGCUCGGGUGGUACUUCCUCCCCUUUGGUCUGUACUUUGCGUCGCUGGUGCACCCUGCGUUUAGUCCGUCGGCGCACCGCACGCAGCGGGGGCAGCACGCGUCGCAGGUUGGCCUGGUCGUCAUGAUCUACGCGUUCUUACUGUCCGCGCUGCUGGUGUACCCGAACUACUUCCUCUUCUGCGCCCACCCGUGGAUCAGGGCCGUGUUCAUAGGGUACAUCAGCUGGUACGUGUUUGUCGACUACGCGACGCCGGAGAGCGGAAAACGAUUUUUACCGUGGACGCGGCGGCUGCCGUUCUGGAACAAGCUCGCGGAUUACUUCCCGGUGCGGCUGCACAAGUCGUGCGACCUGGACCCGGCGGGUAACUACCUGUUCGGGUACCACCCGCACGGCAUCAUAGGCGUCGGCGCGCUCAUAACCUUCGCGACGAACGCCACCGGGUUUGAGCAGGCGUUUCCCGGCUUGGACCUGCGACUGCUCACGCUGGCGAUUAACUUUAUGUUCCCGUUCACGCGCGAGGUGCUCAUGGCGCUGGGGAUCAACAGCGUGACGAGGGCGAGCGUGCAGAGGAACCUGACCAGGGCGCCCGGGGCGUCGGUGGCGAUCGUGGUUGGCGGCGCGGCGGAGGCGUUGGAUGCGCGACCGGGUUGGGCGGUGCUGACGCUCGCUCGGCGAAAGGGUUUCGUGAAGAUGGCGCUGAAGACUGGCGCCAGCCUCGUGCCGGUGUUUGCGUUCGGCGAGAACGAUAUAUUCGAGCAGAUGGACAACCCCGAGGGCAGCCCGCUUCGCAGGUUCCAGCUGUGGAUGAAGCAGCUCAUCGGCGUCACGCCGCCGGCCUUUUACGGCCGAAGCCUCUCCGGGGGGGUGCUUCGACGGAUGUUCCGAAGCGGAAAGGGCCCGAUGCCGAAGCGGGAGUCCAUCGAGGUCGUGGUCGGGCACCCGAUCCCUUGCCCCAAGAUUGCGGAGCCGACGCUGCGGCAGAUUGACGAGUACCACGCGCUCUAUCUGUCGAGCCUGAAGGAGCUCUACGACACCCACAGGCGGCUGUUUCACAAGCUGAAGCGCGCAGGGAGCCACGACGAUUUGCACGCGAGGAUGAGCAAGAUGAAGGAGAUAAAGUUUUCGUGAGGGUUGAGAGACGAGACGAAUGGUUUGGAGGGCGGGGAUUGGAGAGAUGACCCGCCGCUGAGGGAUGUACGAGUACUAUUGGGGGUUUUGUGAGAGCCUUCAACGAAAUAACUGAAACACGGUGUUUCACGUAGACCUGUUUGGUAAUCUUAGCCUACCAUCAACGAUUUACACAAAGUUGACCUCGAAUAUUAAAAUUUCGACAUCUGCU
Molecule: messenger RNA, 1720 nt
Organism: Micromonas commoda
Lineage: Eukaryota; Viridiplantae; Chlorophyta; Mamiellophyceae; Mamiellales; Mamiellaceae
Exons: 2
Coding region: 46-1509 (487 amino acids)
Biological process (GO): triglyceride biosynthetic process
Cellular component (GO): endoplasmic reticulum membrane
Molecular function (GO): diacylglycerol O-acyltransferase activity
Source: RefSeq, a predicted model, not a curated record